Molecule: messenger RNA, 609 nt
Organism: Peniophora sp. CBMAI 1063
Lineage: Eukaryota; Fungi; Basidiomycota; Agaricomycetes; Russulales; Peniophoraceae
Source: the annotation of a GenBank genome assembly
AUGGAUCGCUACCGACGUGCCUUCAAGUUCUCCUCCCCUUCCCUCGCGCAUUCCGUCAACUACCUAGCGUUUUCCAACGACGGGAGCCUUCUUGCGGUCUGCUCCGACGAUCAUGUCAUCCACAUCAUAUCAACCGAGUCCAAAGGAAAGAUCUUCGAGGUGGUCAAGACCCACGGCGGACCCAUGGCUGCAGCUGUCUGGUUUUCAGAUGGGCGAGGUGGUCAUUGGCUAGCGACGGGAGGCCAUUAUGGUUUCGUACGUCUGCUAUAUGUGAAACUUGAGGGAAAUAAGCUGUCUGUUAACGACGAUACCGCCCCGCUGACUCUAGGGGAUGACGAGAUUGUUGACUUGGUCUCAGACCCGUCAAAUCACCAUAUUGCUGCCGUCGGACUUCAUCGACUGUUCGUCCUCGCGAUCGAACCUGCCGCUCAAGCGCCUCUCAAACUCCUGGAAACAUACCCGCCACACGAUCAGCCGAAGGAGUCGUCCAGACUAUCUGGCGCUGCGUUCUGUGACGCCGGUAACACACUAGUCGUCGCCCACCUCGACGCUCGCAUCUUGUGCGCGUCUCCUCUGAUCCUCCUCCACGCUCACGUCCCUGACCCGUAA